Diatraea saccharalis (sugarcane borer) is the source of this 2077-nucleotide messenger RNA. The record is from the annotation of a GenBank genome assembly. NCBI's taxonomy places the organism in Eukaryota, Metazoa, Arthropoda, Insecta, Lepidoptera, Crambidae.
UGAAAAGGAGCAAAAACAAAACGCCACUAAGCGAACGCAUGUUAAAAAUGAAGUUCUGCGCGAAUCUAUCGUUUAUGUUCAGUGAAGCACCCUCGAUAUUGGAGCGAUAUUCUUUAGCUAAAGAUGCCGGAUUUAAAGCAGUCGAGACAGGUUUCCCGUUUGGACACUCUUUGGAACAAGUGAAACAAGCUAAGGAAAACUCUGGUGUAGAUCAAGUUUUGAUUAAUCUUUUGACAGGAGAUGUAACUAAAGGUGAGGUUGGUGUAACUGCAGUACCGGGCAAAGAAGAUGAAUUCCGGGCCAAUCUCAACACCACUAUUGACUAUGCAAAGGCUGUUAACGCUAAGAAAAUUCACAUAAUGGCUGGGAAACUUGACAAUGUUACAGUUAACAAUUGGGUAACAUAUGAAGACAAUUUAAAAUAUGCAGCGAAUAAACUGAAGGAAGACAAUAUUUUAGGGGUUAUUGAACCGAUUAAUCAGCAUUCAGUGCCAAAAUAUUUCUUAAGUGACUAUAGAAAAGCUAUUGAAAUAAUACAAAGAAUAAAUAGUCCGAACCUGAAAUUGAUGUUGGAUAUUUUCCACUUGCAACAGAUCUGUGGUGAUAUAUCUCAUAAUAUUAAAAGUUUCAUGCCAUAUGUUGGUCAUAUACAAAUAGCUCAAGUACCUAAUAGAAAUGAGCCCGAUACUCCCGGCGAGAUAAAUUAUGAAUAUGUACUAAAGCAAUUGGAUAACCAUGGAUACAACGAUUGGAUCGGACUAGAGUACAAACCAGCUAACAAUAGCAAAGAUGGACUUAAGUGGAUUAAAAAGUUUGGUUACGAUCUGUGAUUGAAAAUAUAUUAUAUAAUCAAUAAAAAUAUGAAAUUUAGAUAUGUGUAUUGAUUUAAUAAUAAUAAUUAGGGAAAUAAAACAAAAUUCUAAUACUAACUUAAAUAAGAUUAAAUGUUAUGAUGCGGUGUUAUAAAAUUGUUGCACCCAGUAGUGUUUCUUGACACUGUCCAAUGAUAAUCUCUCUUUGCUUGAUGGUCGGAGAAGCUGCAACAAAGAAAUUAAUACUUAUAAUAUUUAUUGCAAAAAAUUAUAUGUCUGUAAUUGUAAUUAAGAGUUGCAAUGUUAAUUUAUCAAAUAAUCGUCAAAUUUCACUGAAUUUAAAAACAUCGGUAUUAAGAAAAAAUGUUUCUUAAUUUUAUUUGCCUUAGUAAGAUGUCGAUAUUGAAUAAAUAAAUAAAAUUAACAAUAAACUACCUUCGAGAUAAGAUCUUUGGCUCCUUCUGGUACAUGACUAGGGUAGGUCAUGUCUAACAUGAUGAUUCUUUGGUAAGUCUUGUCCUGGCCCUCACUUUCAAAAGGGGGUUUACCAACUAAAAAUUCAUAUAACAACACUCCGAUACACCAGUGGUCUACGGUGACGUCAUACACUUCCCUCUUCACCAUCUCUGGAGGUAGAUAAUCAAGAGUGCCACACAUUGUUUUGCGCCUGAGGAUAAAAUUAUAAUUUUAUUGUGAUUUUAAGUUAAAAUUUUCUUGAUUAAAAUUAAUGACUCUUUUUCUAUAUAUUUUUCUACUUCCUAUCAAGACAUUUUUUUAAAUCAGAGAAAAUGGGUAUGAGAAAUAUUACAUUUGAUAUACAUCUAGAUAAAAAUAUCUAUUACAUGCCAGACCUUGCUACCAUAGUUCUGUGUAAUAACUGCAACAAUCCUACACUAGCCAAUAUACAACAAGACAUAUUGUAAUGUGGUCUGGCAGAUGUAUCCAUAUAGUGAAUUCCUCGCUUAAGAUCCUAGUGUGUCAUGGCACUGUCAUUUUAUCAAAUGCACUCAAUAUAAGGUGAUCUAGUUUGGGUCUGAGUAAUGUACAACAUUGCUGUCUAAUAUAAUAAAAAUAAAUAUAAUGUCUUGUAUAAUAUUGACAGUAGCAAUAAGUUGAAUGCAUAACUAACCUUUCCGAUGGUGCAUGCACUGACCAACCAAAAUCGGCCAAUUUGAGAUCACCAUUAAAUGCAACCAAUAUAUUUUCUGGCUUUAUAUCUCGGUGUAUAACAUGGUGCUGAUGACAAUAUUCCACUGCAUCUGCAA